CUCUACUAAUUUAUGAGUUCACCUCUGGUGGAAACCUUGCUAAAAAGAUCCAUGAGUAAAAACAAAGACUUGCUAUUUUCAUGGAACAUUCGUUUAAAAAUCGCCACAGAAAUUGCAAGUGCAGUUGCCUACUUACAUUCAGCAGCCUCCAUACCAAUUUUCCAAAGGGACAUAAAAUCUUCAAACAUACUCUUGGAUGAAAAAUAUACAGCUAAGGUUUCAGACUUUGGGAUUUCAAGAUUGGUUGAAAAUGAUAAAACUCACUUAACUACAUCGGUACAAGGGACCUUUGGAUACUUUGACCCAGAGUACUUUCAGUCACACCAAUUUACUGAGAAGAGUGAUGUCUUCAGUUUUGGGGUAGUUCUUCUAGAGCUCUUUACAGGAGAAAAACCAAUUUCUUCCAGUAGAUCAUCAGAAGAUAUAUAUUUAGUCACAUAUUUUGCUUCAUCAGUGAGGGAAGACCGCUUCUUUGAGAUUCUUGAUCCCCAAAUUAUGCAAGAGGGUAAAACAGAGGAGCUCCAGGCAGUUGCUAACCCUGCAAUGAGAUGCUUGAAUACGAGUGGAAGGGAAAGGCCAACAAUGAUGGAAGUUGCAUCAGAACUCGAAAGAUUAAGAAGGUUGGAUGAGCCUUCGGUAGUCCCCGAUAAUGGCCAAGAGGUGGAGAUCUUCAUCAAUGAAACUUUGGGCUUAUGGCCCACAAGUUCAACCACUUCAGCUUCAACCAGCAAGUUUACAAAUUUGGAGAAUAGCAUCAUUUCGCAACAACAGGUACAUCCACUAAUGUUACCGUCUCACACAUUUUAACAAAGAUGAAUGUAUUGCAGAGUGGUGUCUUCUCAGUAGUAAAAUAAUGUUAU
Molecule: messenger RNA, 860 nt
Organism: Nelumbo nucifera (sacred lotus)
Lineage: Eukaryota; Viridiplantae; Streptophyta; Magnoliopsida; Proteales; Nelumbonaceae
Source: RefSeq, a predicted model, not a curated record